Molecule: messenger RNA, 1293 nt
Organism: Aspergillus alliaceus
Lineage: Eukaryota; Fungi; Ascomycota; Eurotiomycetes; Eurotiales; Aspergillaceae
Exons: 2
Coding region: 1-1293 (430 amino acids)
Source: RefSeq, a predicted model, not a curated record
AUGUCACAACAAGUAGGGUUCAGCUUCCAGGAGGAUAGCCUCCUUCUGUCCACAACUGGGAGACUUCUCAAGGCGCUUUCUGAUGCCAACGUCGACGUCCUCGCAGUGACGGCGGCAAUCCAACUGGGAAAAAGCCUCCCAACAAACCAAACCCAGCAGAGUAUUGCCUAUAAUGCAGUGGGAAAGCGCGAUGCCAAUCGCUCGGCGUUUCUCGUGAAAGGCCUGAAUGCUGAAUGGGUAUAUGAUCAUGUUGCCCAGGAACUAUGCCAAACAAGAGCAUGGUGCGCCACCCUGUUACUCCAAACUCCUCGCCACCUCCCAAGCAUGGCCUGCCUGCGCGACCACCGGCUGAAGUUUGUGUGCCUACCAAUGCGGGUGGUCAGUCGUCUCCACCACCACCAUCAAGCUCCCAAUUCCAACCACGGGAAAUCACUGCACCAGAACCAGAACACUGGUAUCCCAACCAAGCCGCUUCCCUUUCGGGGAGACUCUGCAGAGGAUGGCCUACUGUUUCCGAAUAUACCUAGCUCAGAUGACGGUAUAGAAGGGUUCUUCAGACUUCCAGGUGCACAGGAUGACAUUCCCAUUGACCCGGUAAUCCUUGCCAACCGCGGGUCUUGGGAGGACAUGGAUCCCAGUUAUCAAUCACACAAGUCGCCGACAGCCUUAUCAAUUCCGAGACGAUUUGUCUAUAUCCUGACCCUCCAACCCCUCUUUACAGCCCAUCUGGCCAUGAUCGAGAUUCCAGCGAAAGUGCUGGUGGUCAGAAUGACAGCACUCGGACAAGCGACCACUCUCAUAUCCAUAACAGUCGACAUCUGCGUCCUUCCCAACAAGGCACCGGUUCCGACACAUCCUACCCUAACGGUGCCCGUGGGAAUCGCCACGUCAAUGGACAGUCCACAGGUACUAAGCGAAAGACGCAACAAUUGGAUGAGGGCGCUUGCAAACGGUCUCGAAGCCCCUGUAUAUUGCCGUUCAGGGAGUACUCCUUCACCGUCCUUCAUUCUCACUUUGUGUCUCUACCACUCGACGAGCAUUCGUAAUUCCUCCUCUUGGCUAUUCAAAGGUGCUUUACCACGUUGUAUAUCCGACUAUUCUCUCACAGCUUCUGAACAAGGAGAUGCGCGGGCAAUCAGUCACUCGACUCUCCCUGAUGUGGUUGAGCAAGCGCGGCUAGAUAGCACGGAGGCCCAAGAAAGCUCGAGGAAAGGCAUGAAAUGGUCCCCAGAGAAGGAGACCCUUCUGCUGAAGCUGAGAGGUACGAGAAGCGGCCUUGGGCAGAGGUCUUGA